AUGAAGACCUUCUUGCUUGCAGUAGUUUUCUGUGCUUUUUUGGCUGUAACUUCAGGACAAAAUUUAUUAGGAUCCCUUCUAACUCUUGGAAUCGCGAAUGAAUUUUUAGGAGGUGGAAAUUUUUUUGGAGGAGGUGGAAAUUUUUUUGGAGGAGGUAAUAAUUUUAAUGGUGGCAACAGAGGAGGAGAAAAUGUCCUGUUAGUUGAACGUGAUAAUGGUGGAUUUGAUCGUGGAUUUGAUCGUGGUGGCUUUGGAGGUGGAUUCCCUCGUGCUGGAUUUGGUCAACCAAUCUAUGUACCAGAUUACGGUUAUGACAAUUAUGAUCAUGGAUAUGGUGGAUAUAAUGAUGAUUCUUGGUAA
This is a messenger RNA of Mytilus trossulus (common blue mussel), 360 nucleotides long. RefSeq names its product keratin, type II cytoskeletal 2 epidermal-like. The record is from RefSeq and is a predicted model, not a curated record. Bases 1 to 360 code for a protein of 119 amino acids. Lineage: Eukaryota; Metazoa; Mollusca; Bivalvia; Mytilida; Mytilidae. The transcript has 2 exons.